AACAACGCCUACUUGGUGGCCUAGAUAAAAUCGAGGAAAAUAUUGAGAGAAGCAAGGCAGAGAAAAAGAUUCAGUAGAGAGAGAUAGAGUACACAAUGCCCAAAUCACCUACAGACUGAGAGACAGAGGAGGUGAUCUGCCUGGCUCGGGCUCAGCCGCGCCCCCACUGCACCUCUGCGUUGCACCCAUCCCGGAGGAACUAAUCCCUUCCCUCCCUCCUUCCACAUCUCUCUCUCUCUCUCUCGUUAGACGACACCUUUGUACCGCUGCUGACUGGUCUUCUCCAACCCCCAUGCAUCCUAGCAUUGUUUAAUACGGCCUAUGGAUAUAGUUAUAAGCUCAUUUCCAUUUCCAAACUUUGUUUAGGAUAAAUUCUUUAGUUUUUAUUCUCUCACUCUCUCUCUCUCUCUCCUUCACAGAGCCUUAAAACAGACAAACCCCGAUCUCCCACUUCCCUAGUUCCCACACAACGUCGCUCGCAUUAUUUUGUUUCCGAGCCACCAUUAAUCUAUUCCAUUAACCCGGCUGUCCCUUGGUUGCUGGCGCGACUGCAUAUAUAACCACAUUAUAUGCACACGCGCACACAGAGUCUUUGUAGCUUGUAGUUACCCCCGCCCUUUCCCAUCCCGAUGCCCUGCUACUACGUGCUCCCCUCCGUUGUUAAAAGCCAUCCCAACUGAGUCUGCCUCUCCCCUGCCCCAUCCUUUUAUUGAGUUAUUCUCCUCUUAAUCCCUGAGCUAGCUAUCUCUCCUUAGAACAAUGCUGCACCAGUGCGGCCGCCAUAGCGGCGGGGGUAUCUCAACCCCGUGCUCUUGUGGCCUCCUCUACGGAGCUUGCGGCGGAAGUGGCAGCAACUCCUUCUCCAUUCUCUUCCCGGGAAAGCAAGCAGCCGUGGAUGAGGUGUUCGAUUCCGGAUAUCCUAUCCCGUCCUCAUCCUCGGUGGACUGCACCCUAUCCCUCGGCACGCCAUCGACCCGCCGCACCGAAUCCCACAAACCCCCACCCUCUUCCGCUGCCAUCCAGCGGCCGUCUUGCGUGUCUAGCUUGUGCUGGGAUAUCCUAUCCCAGUCUAGCAAGCAACCAUCCGUGGCCUCUCGUGGACCCACCGGGCCAACCAAUUCCUCCAACCUCGGCGCGGACCCCGUCCUCCUCGCCCGUAGGUGCGCCAACUGCGACACAACCUCGACCCCCCUGUGGCGCAACGGCCCCCGUGGCCCCAAGUCACUUUGCAACGCGUGCGGGAUCCGUUACAAGAAGGAGGAGCGACGGGCGGCGGCGUCGACGGCGUCGCCAACGUCGUCAUCGGUGCUGUCGGCAACGGCGGAGCAAACGGGGAUUGGGUACGGGUACCAACGGCAGCAGCAGCACCAAGCGUGGGGUUGUUAUGGCUCGACGGUGGCGGCGUCAAAGAGCCCGUCAAAAUCGAUGUAUGACGACCCGAUGGAAGAGGGGGAGGUGUCCUACCUCUCGUGGCGGCUCAACGUGGUUCCCUCGGCCCAAUUCCCGGUCCGGGACCGGCCCAGCCUCUUCCAAUAUAACUAGAAGUAACUACAUGCAGAUGUGGCCUUUAGUUAAUAGUUAACUUCCUUCGUUAUUUUUGACGUGCAUGGUAUCAAAAUCAAGCCACAUCAUGAUGUAUUAUUAACAAUGGAUGAUAAUAGUUUUGUUUUGUUGGUUAAA
Molecule: messenger RNA, 1680 nt
Organism: Phoenix dactylifera (date palm)
Lineage: Eukaryota; Viridiplantae; Streptophyta; Magnoliopsida; Arecales; Arecaceae
Product: GATA transcription factor 15
Biological process (GO): regulation of DNA-templated transcription
Molecular function (GO): zinc ion binding; sequence-specific DNA binding
Source: RefSeq, a predicted model, not a curated record